Molecule: messenger RNA, 1110 nt
Organism: Lachancea meyersii CBS 8951
Lineage: Eukaryota; Fungi; Ascomycota; Saccharomycetes; Saccharomycetales; Saccharomycetaceae
Source: the annotation of a GenBank genome assembly
AUGUCUGAUAUAAGUGCGUCGGAGUACAUCAAUCAACAAAAUGCCUUGGAAGAUGAGGCUCGCGAAAUAAUGCCAUGGAACCCGAGUCACUGCACUUACGUUGAUGGAGGACUGCGACAACCCGUGUUUGCAUGUCUGAGCUGUGGGGAAAUAGGUGUGUGCUAUUCGUGCUCCAUUCAAUGUCAUGCAAAUUGUGAAUUGAUCGAGCUAUUUACCAAAAGAGCAUUCACAUGCGACUGCGGUACUGAAAGACAGUUAGCCAAGCCCAAAAAGGACAACGAGUAUUGGUGUCAAUUGAGAAAAAACACGACUCAGGACAUUCCAAGCUUAUCGAACUCGUACGGACCCAAUUUCAAGGGCUACUUUUGCGAUUGUCACAAGCAGUACGAUCCCGAAUCUGACUCAACAAUGAUUCAGUGCGCCCUAGGUCUGGAAUGCAACGAAGACUGGUACCACUGUGCCUGCAUUGUGCAGACUCAAAACCAGAUCGAAGAGGGAGAGAAACCCUCGAAUCCAACAGAACAAUCACUUCCUCUUGGCUUUCCUAGCCUGGAAUCUUUCGACGCUUUCAUAUGUUGGAAGUGUGCCUCUCGGUAUAAAUCUGUUUUCCGGGAUCUUUUGGCCCAUUCACGCUCUCAGGACCUGAUAGCACAUAAAAUCAAACAUUCAAGUCCCGCGAGUGAAAAAUCUGAACCCAAUACAGGUAAUUCGGUCGACGGACUGCGAAAACGCAAAUAUGAUAUGGAGAACGACGAGUCUUUUUCUCUAAUGCUUCUUCCAGGCUACAAAAGUGUUUUGCUAGAAAUAAAGGCUGAACUGGAAAAAACUAGCAAGCUUUAUCUCUUCAUGGAUGAUAUCGCGCCCUUCUUGACCGAGGACGAACCAGUUUACGUGCCUCCAGAGGACUCCGAUGACGAUGCUUCUACCUAUGAGCUGGGGACGCAAGCUUUGAGCUCAACGGUUGAUAGAGAUGUAGCUGCUGUUGGUCUGAGGGCCAUGGACGGGAUCAAGCAAAAACUGAGUGAGUUCUUGCAGCCUUUCGCUGAUUCAGGACAGAUCGUUAAGGAAGAAGACAUUCGCAAUUUCUUCAAAUUGCAAAAUAAAGAAUAA